This is a messenger RNA of Syngnathoides biaculeatus (alligator pipefish), 2269 nucleotides long. Its product is annotated as protein Wnt-2b-like. The transcript has 5 exons. Gene Ontology annotation, molecular function: frizzled binding; cytokine activity. The record is from RefSeq and is a predicted model, not a curated record. Gene Ontology annotation, biological process: neuron differentiation; canonical Wnt signaling pathway; multicellular organism development. Lineage: Eukaryota; Metazoa; Chordata; Actinopteri; Syngnathiformes; Syngnathidae. Gene Ontology annotation, cellular component: extracellular region. The coding region runs from base 181 to 1476 and encodes 431 amino acids.
CAGUCCGAGGUCGGCUUCGGGACUGCAGCUGCAAUUUGGUUCGCCUCCGAGGACCGGAGUUCGAUUCGGCCUGACUCGUGGCCGGCGCGUCAGGUGAGGCGCGGGGUGGGGGGGGGGGGGGGCGCACGGGCGGUCUUGCGCGCACGUGGCCCCCGAGACGCGCCGCUCUUAGUGCGGAGCAUGGAGCCGCCCGCCGCACGCGGGGUAGCGACACCUGACUUCUCCUCCGCGUCAUCGUCAAACGCCAUCCGCGACGUCACCUCGACUCCAAACGCUUUCGGGGAGAGGGGAAAGCCCGUGACGGAGGCGACCAUGUUGGCUUCCAGCAGGAUUGCGAGCACACGCGCGGCCCGGAUUCGGAGUUGCGGGUCCCGGGGACCGUCGGCCAAGUCGCGGCAGAACCCCGGAGCCGUUUCCAGGAUUUACUGUGCGUGGGUGCUGCUGCUGCUGCUGGUCAUCCCCCGAGUGGAUUCUUCGUGGUGGUACAUCGGCGCACUGGGGGCCCGCGUGAUCUGCGACAACAUCCCGGCUUUAGUGAACAAGCAGCGGCAACUGUGCCAGCGCCACCCGGACAUCAUGCAGGCCAUCGGGGAGGGAACAAAGGAAUGGAUCCGAGAGUGCCAGCACCAGUUCAGAUACCAUCGUUGGAACUGCACCACUCUUGAACGCGAUCACUCUGUGUUCGGGCGUGUCUUGCUGAGAAGCAGCCGUGAAGCAGCGUUCGUCUACGCCAUCUCCUCCGCCGGGGUGGUGUACGCGCUGACUCGCGCCUGCAGCCAAGGAGAUCUCAAGACGUGCAACUGCGAUCCGCACAAACGCGGUCGACACGAGGAUGAGAGAGGAGAAUUCGACUGGGGGGGUUGCAGCGACAAUGUCAACUACGGCAUCAGAUUUGCCAAAGCCUUCAUCGACGCCAAAGAGAGGACCGUCCGAGACGCACGGGCGCUCAUGAACCUGCACAACAACCGCUGUGGCAGAACUGCAGUGAAGCGUUUCAUGAAGUUGGAGUGCAAAUGUCACGGCGUCAGCGGCUCGUGCACGCUGCGGACGUGCUGGAUGGCCGUGUCGGACUUCAGGAAGACCGGCGACUACCUGAGGAGGAAAUACAACGGCGCCAUCGAGGUGACGAUGAACCAAGACGGGACCGGCUUCGCUGUGGCUAACAAAGCCUUUCGGAAGGCCACCAAAAAUGACCUGGUCUACUUUGAAAACUCCCCCAAUUAUUGUCUGGCGGACAAAUCGACAGGUACCAUUGGCACCGCCGGGCGGGUGUGCAACAAGACAUCGCACAGCCCAGACGCGUGCGAGGUCAUGUGUUGCGGGCGGGGCUACGACACCACCCGAGUCCCGCAGAUCAGCAAGUGCGAAUGCAAAUUCAAGUGGUGCUGCGUGGUGGAGUGCAAGGACUGCGAGGAAGACGUGGACGUACACACGUGCAAGGCCCCCAAGCGAGCCGAACGGUUGGACCAGACCUGAGGGGGGAUGCAUCCACCCCCCCCACCCCCUCCUCCCCCAGCCCCUUUCGCGGGCCAAAAGUGCUCCGCUUGACCUCAUCUCAGUUCGUCGUUGCAUGGCUUCUGUACCCGUUUGUAGCAUUCAAUUCCCGGCAGAAUAAAUAAAUACCCGUUAGAAGUCUCUUUGUCGACCGUUGGGAUCGGAGGAUGAAGAGGGAUGACGCGCAAACUCGGAGCUGAGCCACUAUUGGACUUUCUUUCCGGCGUGCGCUUCUGGUUCUGGGUGGAAAAGGCCUCGCUGCUUUCAUAAUGCAAAGACACGCCGUGUCAUUUGCAUCCUCACGUGUUUUCCUUUGUUUGUGUGGAAGGUGAACUUCUUUUUUCGGUUUGUUUGACGCCAGCUACAAAAUGUAUUUUCGUUCGACUGUGUGCACUUUGACCGGUGGACGUUGAAGCUGAAGACGUGAAAAAGAAAUCUUUGCAGAGGACUGAAGGAGGAAAUCAAUGGACAGAUGAGUCAGUGGAACGUUGAAUGCGAUAAUGUCACGGGGAAAGGAACGCUUUUUUUUUUUUUUUUUUUAAAUGACUUAUUUAAAUAUUACAAAUUGAUGGUUCAUUUGCCAUCUUUGGAUGGGAUGCACUGCAAUGACUGACACAAUGAGAGCGCUCUUGUUACAAAAGCAGAAGAAGAAGCAGAAGAAGAAGAAGAGGAAGAGCGCCUGGAUGGGGCGUCAGUCAGCCAAAAUCCACAAAGAGAUUUUUUGACGUCGUUCUUGAGCUUGCUUGUAUUACUUACUUGUCACCUGUAUUGCAUU